CCAUGCCGGGGACCGAUAAACGAAUGUCGCAAUAGACGCCACCUGAAUGUUGAAGACGUCCCUGUUGAACCUCCAUCCGCGACUUGCGAGCCUCGUGGGGAGAUUAGUUGUGCAUACCAGGUCGUUGGAAAUUGCCAACUGUCGUACGCCGCGCAUUUGUUUGACCUGUUUUCAGCAUCACCAACCACGAGAAUCUCGCUGAACAGCGGGUGCUAACCCUCAGGAAUCCGCAUUGCGCCCAUUUCAUCCGAGACACGACGGAGAUGCGGGUGUAGGACCGACUUCGAACGCCAACUUCCAUGUACCAAUUGACCCAUCCUCCACACAACCUUCUUAAGGCCUCCCGUUUCCCGAGAGCCAUUGCGCCAUUGUCUAUAAAUGAGCAGCCGAGAGGAACCAACAUGUGGGAUACUGAAAAGAGAAGUCUGCGGAACCGUCUCCCUUAUUUUUAUAUCUCUGCCUCGUGCAGCUGCUGCCCUCCAGUUCUCCUCUUCCUUGUCAGCCUGUUCUCGUCCCAUGCUGCUUCCUCGCCUGUACCCGGGCUUUCCCAUCACAACGGCUCGGCAUCAACCAGACUGUACACCCUCAAUAGAACGUUCAACAUCAGACUGGCGGCGACACUAUGCGCGGCCGUCAGCGUGAUGGCUUCUUUUCUUGCCUUUUACUGGUUUUAUCGGAUGGAGAAGCGCUUUCGCCACAAGUUGAUCAUGCUUCUCAUUUACGGAGACUUGAUGAAGGCAACGUGGCUGCUCAUUUUUGCCGUCGUGUCGAUCACGAGAGGGACCGUUCGAACGGAGUCCGGUUUUUGUCAGUCAAGUGGGUUCUUCGUGCAAUAUGGCACUGAGACAAGCGAUUACGCUGUCCUGGUCAUUGGCAUCCACAGUGCUAUCCAGGUGUUCCGUCCUUCGAAUUUGGUUCGCUCGGAUGGACUGUAUCCAUAUCGCUACUUCGUCUACAUCGGCGCACUUCUAGUCCCUGCGACCAUGGCUGGCCUCGCCUUUAUUAAUCCUCGCUGGGGCUACGUGUCCCAAGGAGCCUUUUGUUCCCUUCCCCGUCGUCCGUUCUGGUACCGUUUGGCACUGGCCUGGAUCCCUCGUUACGCCAUCGCCAUCAUCAUUCUUGGUCUAGCCGGCGCAAUCUACGCUCAUGUUGGCUUCGAAUUUCGCUCUUUUACAGAGACCACUAGGCCCUCCUUCGCCACCGCUACACCGAUACUAUCGGCGGGCGAGAUGGAGGAAGGCGCAACCCCUGACAUGUCAGAGCCGCCCAAUAACCCCCACCGCAGAGGCUCGUCCGUAGUCUCCUUUACCGGUACCCCACGUCGAGCUUCAAUCGUAGUAUCGCUAGGGGAAACGACGAGUCCACGCUCGGAAUGCCCGGCUCCCCGUCGCUCGCACUCAGUCCCGAAUAUCUCGGGAGGUAUCGACGGCAACCGCAUCCUCCCGCCCUUUCCUUUACAGGCAUGCGGCACGGCAGCACACGGCAAUCCAGCCUUACUAGAAAAUAGUUGCAACAACUCCGGCAACACUUCGCCAAUGAGCAACUGUCCAACCGCGCACGUCAACCGGCAAAUCGAGAGACAGAGAGCUCACAUCCACAGACAGCUGCGUCUUCUGUUCAUCUACCCUAUCGUCUAUAUUCUGAUGUGGAUCGUACCGUUCGUCAGCCACUGUAUGAUGUAUUACGACAAGUGGGCUGCGCAUCCGGUGUACGGACUCUCCCUCGCAAGCACCAUCUGCAUCGCACUCAUGGGAGCUGUCGACUGUCUGAUCUUCUCUCUACGUGAGCGGCCGUGGCGGUAUAUUCCUUCGUCAGAUGGCACCUUCCUCGGGUCCCUCGUAUAUUGGCGUACAUAUAGCCAGAGCAGCCUGAACGGUGCACCGACAGGCGGACACGCCCGCCCCUCGGGGACGCUGCAACGCCCUAUAUCCAACGCGAAUCCGGAGACGCCAUCCGGGGGCGUGAUGUCCCAACCGAGCUUUACGAGGAGCGUGGCCCGGGUCGGCAGAACUAUGCGAACGGGCGGGAGCAGCGACCAUGCGAAAGAAGCGGCAGAGAUGGCGCGCACAAGGCUGGAGAUGGAGAAGCAGGAUCGCAGGAGGGCGGCGAGCACGACUAGAGACGGUGGAGAGAGGGCCGGCAGGAGUAAUACGAGACUGGACGUCAUUGAAAGUCCCGGUGAUGAGAUCGAGGGUUUUGAGGUUGGUGAGGAAGCGAGUGCACGCCAGAACAGCGCUGAGGCAGCCGAGAGUGAGAAAGAGAGGGAGGAUAGUGACGCUGCGCCCGAAGGGAUCAGUAUCAGCGACUAUGGUGAUGAUAGUAGGCGGCAGAGCAGGACGGGCAGAACUAGGGCUGCAGAAGGGGACAAGACGAGUGGAUCGACUUGGGAGUAAGCCACUGGCAUUGUUACGGCCGCUAUCGCAGCAUUUGGUCGGCUAUUUCGGUUAUCAUGUAUGGCGUUGUGGGCUGUUUCAUGCUUUAGCUAUUGCAUCGCAUCCGACCUGCCUGCGGAGCUGGCGAGCUCUCAUUUA
This is a messenger RNA of Trematosphaeria pertusa, 2531 nucleotides long. RefSeq lists its product as uncharacterized. Gene Ontology annotation, biological process: adenylate cyclase-activating G protein-coupled receptor signaling pathway. The transcript has 3 exons. Gene Ontology annotation, cellular component: plasma membrane. Lineage: Eukaryota; Fungi; Ascomycota; Dothideomycetes; Pleosporales; Trematosphaeriaceae. Gene Ontology annotation, molecular function: G protein-coupled receptor activity. The record is from RefSeq and is a predicted model, not a curated record. The coding region runs from base 300 to 2393 and encodes 697 amino acids.